AUGUCGCACGUGCCCAAGGGCAGCAACGUGGCAGAGGGCAGACAGACGCCGUUGGCGGAUGUCGCCGGGCGCGAGCAGCAGGAGCUGUGCCCGCGCGGCGUGCUGCUCGACCCGAGCCGGCGGCACCGGACCGCGUUCACGCGGGAGCAGCUGUCCCGGCUGGAGCAGGAGUACCGCCGGGAGAGCUACGUGUCCAGGCCCCGGCGCUGCGAGCUGGCCACGGAUCUCAACUUACCGGAGACGACGAUCAAGGUGUGGUUCCAGAACAGGAGGAUGAAGGAUAAACGCCAGAGACACUCCUUGCCUUGGCCCCACCCUCUCGUCGACCCUCUGGGUGCCCUCUUGAUGGGACGCUCCUCUCCUGCCACCACGUUACCGUACCCCUUCAUCCCGCACCACCUGCCCCACCUGCCCCUCCACCACUACUCCCCGCUGGCUUUCUCCUCACCGGGAUCCUCGGCUCACAGUUCCUACAGCGCACCCAUGAGGUCCCUGGAUGCACUCCGCCUCUCCCAGUACCACAACAGGGUGAGGGGGCUGCCUCAGACGACAGCAGCCCUCUACCCCUCCGCCAGCAUCGUGCACCAUCCACCUUCAUGUGCCUGCCCCCUUUGUCUGUACUGGGGACCAGAACAAUUCCUUAAAGCCAGAGGGGAGGCACUGGGACUGAGCCAGCCCCGUAGUACCAAGGCCAACAUGGAGCCUGCUGGUUUGGAGCGGAGAGAGGAGAUAAUGUAA
Hippoglossus stenolepis (Pacific halibut) is the source of this 738-nucleotide messenger RNA. It is a transcript of the gene eve1, whose product is annotated as even-skipped-like1. The record is from RefSeq and is a predicted model, not a curated record. Gene Ontology annotation, biological process: regulation of transcription by RNA polymerase II. Gene Ontology annotation, molecular function: RNA polymerase II cis-regulatory region sequence-specific DNA binding; DNA-binding transcription factor activity, RNA polymerase II-specific. Gene Ontology annotation, cellular component: nucleus. The transcript is spliced from 3 exons. NCBI's taxonomy places the organism in Eukaryota, Metazoa, Chordata, Actinopteri, Pleuronectiformes, Pleuronectidae. The coding region runs from base 1 to 738 and encodes 245 amino acids.